CCUGGGCGAUUGUUGCUGUCUGGACGAGGAGCAGAUUCAAAGGAGAGGAUUCACAUCAAGCCUUGCCUCAUUGAGGACCCGACCCUGAGUAUUUGGGGGCUGUUCAGGUGAUACCUUUCAAGUUUUUUAUUGUUGCUGUGAAGUAGUCCGUGAGGAAGGAGUGACCGACCAGAUUGAAAUCGGCGUGUCCAACCCGAGAGGAACUUCAACUUUAUUCGUCUAUUAAUCAAUUACUGUCUUGCCUCGUUGAGGGCCCCAUCCUGAGCGUUCGGGAGCCAUAGAGAUAACAUCAUGGAUCGACUGAAGAAGGCGAGGGCUCCAGUUCGAGCUUCCAUUACCAAGACGGUGGAUGGUGUAGUUGCUGAGUUGUCGAAAGAUCCAAAGGACUCGAGAGAACUUACCAUCAAGUUAAGGAAGUUGGAAUCCCUGCAGACGUCGAUCAGAGAACAUGAUGAAAAAGUGCUUACCCAGAUGUUGGAUGACAAUUGCACGGCGGGGUCUUAUGGGGAUGAGAGUGCAGUGAAUGAAGAAUAUUCAGAUAGAAUCAGAGUUUCUAUCAUGGAUAUUGAGAAGAUUCUUAAUGCAGAAAUCCGUCCACCAAGUCCGAGUGCAAGUAGCAGCUAUGUCACCGUGAAUGGGGAGCGUAUCAAAAAGGAUAGAAGCUUCAAACUGCCCAAGAUCGAGCUACAGAAAUUCGAUGGGAGUUGGAAGAAUUGGUUGGGGUGGUGGGCUCAAUACCGUCAGAUUCACGAAGAUGAUGAAUUGCAAGUAAACGUGAAGUUUCAGUAUUUGAUUCAAGCCAUUGUCCCCGGAUCAGAAGCAGAGAAAGUGAUCAAGAUUUAUCCGCGCUCGGAUCAGAAUUAUCCAUUGGUGGUUGAGAAGCUGAAGUCCCGGUUUGGUGAUGAGAAGAUUUUACGCCAAAUUUAUAUUAGACAAUUGUUGGGCCUGGCUAUCAAUAGCGCCGCGGAUUCAAGAGAAGAUGCCGACGUGGAAGAAUUGCAUGACCAGUUGGAAGGUCAUUUGAAGAGUCUCGAGUCUUUGGGGAAAGUUAGUGAUCCAAGUGAACUCAUUUAUCCAUUAGUGGAAUCCAGUCUGCCACAGCAAGUGUUACUCAGGUGGCAGAAUAGUAAUUUGAGGGUACGCGAGAAGAAAUCAGACUUGUCUUCUGCUACCAAUUUAGAAAACCUGAUGGAGUUUUUGCGGCUGGAGGCACAGAAUGCCAAAGAAAGAAAAUUUGUGCUGUCAACCUUCAGGCAAAGUCUAGUCAAGAAUAGAGAGAAAGUAAACGUGUAUGCAGAAAGUGAAUGUGAAGAUUUCUCUACUGCUGCCGGUCUCUAUUCAAGUCAUCAAGCUGACCAGCGAUGUGUCUUUUGUGGAAAGUCGAAUCACAAAAGUCAGAAGUGCUAUAAGGCUCAGACAUUACCUCUCGAGGAGAAGAUCCUGGUGAAGGAGAAUCGGGGAUGCUUCAUCUGCCUGGGAAGAGGACAUUAA
Messenger RNA from Folsomia candida, 1491 nucleotides. RefSeq lists its product as uncharacterized. The coding region runs from base 292 to 1491 and encodes 399 amino acids. The record is from RefSeq and is a predicted model, not a curated record. The transcript is spliced from 2 exons. Lineage: Eukaryota; Metazoa; Arthropoda; Collembola; Entomobryomorpha; Isotomidae.